GGAGUCGCUUAGUAGCUUGUGUGUGCCGGUUUGCGCUCUACCGCGGACUCUUCUCUCACUUCUACAUAUGUCUCGACCUCUGCUGAAGCUCGCGGCGGGGCUCGCGGCCGUGUACGUCGCUCGCUUCCUGGUCGUCUUGCUGUCCGGCCCACCGACUCUCGCGAGAGCGUACUACAUCUCGAUCCGUGGCUCUCCUCGGCAGUGUGAGACGGAGAGCUGGUUUGAGGCGCAGCGGCGGAGCUUUCCUGUCCCGCUCACGUAUGUCCCGGGCGUGGUCGUGGACAAGGGCGAGUAUGAGCGGCUGCGACAAGCCCGCCGGGCGCCCGACACGCUGGGUCAGGCGGGCUGCCGGCUCUCGCACCUGCAAGCGCUCUACAACAUCACAGGCCAGCCGGACGGCUGGUACCUCGUGGUCGAGGAUGACGUUGGCGGCUCGCUUCGGCAUGCGCUCUCCGUGCUGCACCGCGUGCUCGCGUUCGUGCCGACGCUGCAGGCGCUCAACCUCUACUCUCCUCCUCUUGCACAGCGCCACGUGCACCACGCGGCGCUGCCCGUCUUCAGCACGCGCACGACGGCCUACGCGGUGACGCCCGCCGGCGCGGCGCGCAUGAUCGACACGAUCGAGCGCCGGCCCGACCUGCAUGUCGACCAGUCGCUCUCGCCGAUGCAGCCGUCGCUGCACUGGCUCUUCUCCUUCUUCGGCCGCGGCUGGGCGGUGGCGGGCGGCCUCGAGCGCAGGAGAGACGCCCAGGCCUUUGGGCCCCCUAUGUACGCCGGCAGAAGUGCCGUCUGGGCAGCGACGCCGUCCAAAGCCUGCCACGGCGGCGGCGGCGGCGGCGGCGGCGGCGGCGGCGGCGGCGGCGGCGGCGGCGGCGGCGGCGGACGCCCGGCGGCGCCCCACCGGCGGCCGCACGCUCCGGCCACUCCGGCCUCCGGAGGCUCAAGCAACUCGAGCCACCGCGGCGACGGCGGCGGGGAGCGCCGCAAGCCGCACGGCGGCGGCAGCCACGGGAAUCGCAGCUCCCUCUACAGCCUGCACCACGGGCGCCACGUCGACCACGAGCAGCGGAAUCACAGCCAGCACCACCAGCAGCACGAGCACCGCCAGCAGCACGAGCACGCGAGCCACCCGGCCGCCGCCAAGCUCACACGCGAGCCGAGCAAGGUGGUGACGGCGAGCCCCGCCGACGGAGUCCGGGCCGUGGCGGCGUAGAGGUGUGCCGGCACGCCUAGAGCAUACACCGGUGUGGUGUGUGUGGCUCUGCCUCUGGGUGAGUUCGUUCGUGUGCCCUGACUCGUCCGACGUCCCGCGCGGCAGCAGCGGCGGCGGCGGCGGGGGUACAAUCACUCCGCUCAGCUCUCUCUCUCUGACUCUCAUUCCGAUGCCUCGUGAGCUCGUGUGGUUGGCGUCCUGGUCCUCUCCCGUAAUGCGUAAUAAAUGAAGAAAAGGCUAAACUC
This is a messenger RNA of Emiliania huxleyi CCMP1516, 1458 nucleotides long. RefSeq lists its product as hypothetical. NCBI's taxonomy places the organism in Eukaryota, Haptophyta, Isochrysidales, Noelaerhabdaceae. The record is from RefSeq and is a predicted model, not a curated record. The transcript has 2 exons. The coding region runs from base 68 to 1213 and encodes 381 amino acids.